AUGAACAAAAACAACAAUAUAUUCAAUAAAAACGAAAUAGAAAAUGAAUUAAAAAAUUUUAAAGAAGGUCAAGAUUAUUCAGUUUCUCCGACGGAUGAACCAAAUAUAAAAACCUAUAAUUUUCAUAACGAUAAAUUAACAAGUAUAUUUAGGGGUGAUAGAGUGCCAGUGCGGAUAACCAGAAAAGACUACGAAGGUCAAGAUUAUACAUAUCGAGGUCAUUUUGAGGAAGGAAAAGAUUAUUUUUACUCUCACCAAACUUGGGAAGGUCAAAAUAUUCCGGCUGACGAGAAUGGAUGGAUUCCAAUUAGAAGUGAAAUUUACAAAGGAGGUAGUGGCGAUUAUACAAAAUUUGGUUUGAGGUUCCGACCAUUAGACAAUUUUGAACCAAAAAAGAUGGAGCCGAGUUUUAACGAUAAAGAAGUGGAAAUGCACCGAAAAUAUUUGGCAGAGUUUCAAGAAAAAAAACAUAAUUUAGAAAUGCUAAAUAUUGAGGAGCAAAAUAAUCCAAAAAGUUGCUGUGAAGAGCAUCUCCAAGCCUGGUUGAAAAGUCCUAAUCGGCCGAAAUUAAUUGAGGAGCGAAAAAAAGAAAUUGAGGAUAUUCGCCCGUCAGAUAAUAAUUGUCAGAAGUGCGGAGCGUUGCUUUGCGAGGAGGCAAAAAAGGUAAAAUCUAAUUUAGUCAAAGAAAACCAAGCAUUACGCCAAGAAUUAGCGGAAGUUAAAAAUCAAUUAGCCCAAGUUUUAGAGGAAUUGAAAAAGUUAAAGAGUAAUGUAAAUGGUAAAGAUAGGGAAAAGUUGAACCAGCAAAUAGUUCAGAAUGAGAAAUUAAUUAAAGAAGGUGAAAAUAUUUCCUUGUCCGAAAUUCAAGAGCAAGUUAAUAAAUCACAAGCGUUAAUGAAAGAGUUUAAUGUUGGAGUUUCCUCAACCAAGAAUGAUAAAGGCAAUAGUUCACUUCCUUAUAUAAUUGGGGGUUCGGUAAUCCUGGCUGCGGUGGGAAUUAUUGGCUACUUUCGGUUGAAAAAUAAACGUAGAUAUUUUGCCAAAGGCCAAAAAUAA
Messenger RNA from Ambispora leptoticha, 1056 nucleotides. The record is from the annotation of a GenBank genome assembly. NCBI's taxonomy places the organism in Eukaryota, Fungi, Glomeromycota, Glomeromycetes, Archaeosporales, Ambisporaceae.